AUGGUGGAGGCCCCCCAGCAAGAAGCAGCAGCAGCAGCAGAAGCUGCUGCUGCUGCUGUUGCUGUUGACGUAGCAGCAGAAGAUCAGGCUGACGGUGAGAGUCCUAGCAAGAGGGGCAUCAGCAUUAACAACAACAACAACAGCAGCAGCAGCAGCAGCAGCAGCAAGAAGCUGCAUGCAAGAAGCAAAAGGGGUACUAUUGGCUUCUUACUUGGCAUAUUAACACACCUUCUUAUAGGGUUUGCUGCGGGGGCCCUUGUUGGUGCAACAAUAAAGAGGGCCCGUCUUAGGGGAGGGGGCCCCCUAGCAUUCUUAAGGGCCCCCCGAGUAGAGGAGGAGGCCCCCCCCUAUAUAGAGGAAGAGGAGGAGGAGGAGGAGGAAGAGGAGAUGCCCUCACCACCCUACGAGCAGCCUUAUAUGGGGGCCCUUCCUUCGUACCCUCCAUUCCCUGAUCCAGGGGCCCCCUUCUAUCAGGGGGCCCCUCAGGGUUUUAUACCUCCACCUCCUCUUCUUCCUGCUGCAGCACCAGCAGCAGCAGGAGCAGCAGGAGCAGCAGUACCACCACCACCACCAUUAGUAGGUGCAGCACCAGGAGCACCACCCCCACCCCCACCCCUACCAGGAGCAGCAGCAGCAGCAGCAGGAGCAGCAGGAGCAGCAGGAGCAGCAGAAGCACCUGGUACUGGUGCUACAUUAGUGCCCUUAAUACCAGGUAGUGUACCUCCCCCACCUCCUGGGGCCCCCUUAAUACCAGGGGCCCCCUCAAUACCAGGGUUCUCCAUACCAGGGGCCCCCCUUAUACCAGGGUUAAGCAUACCGGGGGCCCCCUUCCAAGGGGCCCCCAUACCUGAUACCUACCUCAUACCAUACCCCGGUUUCCCUCCUCCUCCAACGAGUAUCCCUCCUCCUCCUCCUCUCUCUGCAGGAGAAUUAGCAGCAGGAGGAGCUACUACUGCUGCUGCUGCUGCUGGUGGUGGUCCCCCUCCUCCUCCUCCUCCUCCUCCUCCCUCUGGUCCCCCUCCUCCCCCUCCUCCUCCCCCUGGUCCCCCUCCUACGUUAUCUAAUAAUUCAUUAGAGAGCCAAUUAUCUAAAUUAAAACUUAAGAAAACAGCAGCAGGAGGAGCAGCAGCAGCAGGAGGAGCAGCAGGAGCAGCAGGAGGAGCAGCAGGAGGAGGAGGAGGAAAAGGAAAAGGAGUAAUAGGAGGAGGAGGUAUGUCAUCAAUACAAGAAGAAUUAGCAUUAAGAUUAAAAACAAGAAAAGUAAAUAAUGAUAAUAUUGAGGAAAAAAUACAAAAAAAUAAGGAAGAAAUAAAAAAAAAAAAAGAAGAAAAUAAAUUUGCUCAUGUAGCUAGGGCAAUACAAGCAAGAAAUCAUUUACUAAAACAACAUGAUGAUGAUGAUGAUGAUGAUGAUAGACAAUAUAGUGAUGAUGAUUUUAAUUAA
Messenger RNA from Eimeria maxima, 1443 nucleotides. RefSeq lists its product as hypothetical. NCBI's taxonomy places the organism in Eukaryota, Apicomplexa, Conoidasida, Eucoccidiorida, Eimeriidae. The record is from RefSeq and is a predicted model, not a curated record. The transcript has a single exon. The coding region runs from base 1 to 1443 and encodes 480 amino acids.